This is a messenger RNA of Symphalangus syndactylus (siamang), 3072 nucleotides long. It is a transcript of the gene CUL3, whose product is annotated as cullin 3. The record is from RefSeq and is a predicted model, not a curated record. Gene Ontology annotation, molecular function: ubiquitin protein ligase binding. Gene Ontology annotation, biological process: ubiquitin-dependent protein catabolic process. Gene Ontology annotation, cellular component: cullin-RING ubiquitin ligase complex. NCBI's taxonomy places the organism in Eukaryota, Metazoa, Chordata, Mammalia, Primates, Hylobatidae.
CCGGCUCUCCUCCCUCCCUCCUCCCCCCUCCACCCUCUGGGCCGGAUCUCGUCUCGCUCAGGCGGAGGAGGAGAAGGAGGAGGACGACGUUCGGCCUGCGCAGUGAGAUGUUUGUCCGUCGCCGCCGCCGCCGCCAUCGCGGAGGAGCGCGAUAAAGGGAGCUUAGCCGGGCGUGAGGGGGACCCCUCGGAGCCGCCGUGCUAGCGCAGCCCCCCAGCCGCGUCAGAGUCGCCGGAGCCCGAGCCGCCGCCGCCGCCCCCGCCGCUGCCGCGGCUGCCCAGGGGCCGGCCAGCUCCCCAGCCCUGCCCGGGGGCCGCGCCGCCGCCGCCCCCCAGCGUCGCCCCUAGCCUGCCUGCCCGCCUUAAAUGUGACACCGGCGUCGCGGAGCGCGACCUGAAGCCGCCGCCGGGGAGGGGACGAGCACCAUGUCGAAUCUGAGCAAAGGCACGGGCAGCCGGAAGGACACCAAGAUGCGGAUCCGGGCCUUUCCGAUGACCAUGGAUGAAAAAUAUGUAAACAGCAUUUGGGACCUUCUGAAAAAUGCAAUUCAAGAAAUCCAGCGUAAGAAUAACAGUGGUCUUAGUUUUGAGGAGCUCUAUAGAAAUGCAUAUACAAUGGUUUUGCAUAAACAUGGAGAAAAGCUCUACACUGGACUAAGAGAAGUUGUUACCGAACAUCUCAUAAAUAAGGUGCGAGAAGAUGUACUAAAUUCAUUGAAUAACAACUUUCUUCAAACGCUAAAUCAAGCUUGGAAUGAUCAUCAAACAGCUAUGGUGAUGAUUAGAGACAUACUAAUGUACAUGGACCGUGUGUAUGUACAACAAAAUAAUGUGGAGAAUGUCUACAAUUUGGGAUUAAUUAUUUUUCGAGAUCAAGUUGUACGUUAUGGGUGUAUUAGGGAUCAUCUACGGCAAACUCUAUUGGAUAUGAUUGCAAGAGAGCGGAAAGGAGAAGUUGUAGACAGAGGCGCAAUAAGAAAUGCUUGCCAGAUGUUAAUGAUUUUAGGUCUCGAAGGAAGAUCAGUCUAUGAAGAAGAUUUUGAGGCUCCUUUUUUGGAAAUGUCUGCAGAAUUUUUUCAGAUGGAAAGCCAGAAAUUUUUAGCAGAAAAUAGUGCUUCAGUAUAUAUAAAGAAAGUAGAAGCUAGAAUUAAUGAAGAAAUAGAACGAGUGAUGCACUGCCUUGACAAAUCAACGGAAGAACCAAUUGUAAAGGUGGUUGAAAGGGAACUCAUUUCCAAGCACAUGAAGACUAUAGUUGAAAUGGAGAAUUCUGGGCUAGUACAUAUGUUGAAAAAUGGAAAGACAGAAGACCUUGGUUGCAUGUACAAGUUAUUUAGUCGUGUGCCAAAUGGUUUGAAAACAAUGUGUGAGUGUAUGAGUUCCUAUUUGAGGGAGCAAGGUAAAGCUCUUGUUUCUGAAGAAGGAGAAGGAAAGAAUCCUGUUGACUAUAUCCAGGGCUUAUUGGAUCUGAAGAGUAGGUUCGAUCGCUUCCUUCUGGAAUCAUUCAACAAUGACCGGCUCUUUAAACAAACUAUUGCGGGUGACUUUGAGUAUUUUCUCAACCUCAACUCCAGGUCUCCUGAAUACCUCUCAUUAUUUAUUGAUGAUAAGCUGAAAAAGGGAGUCAAAGGGCUAACAGAACAAGAAGUAGAAACAAUACUGGAUAAAGCAAUGGUCCUUUUUAGGUUUAUGCAAGAAAAAGAUGUAUUUGAACGUUACUAUAAACAACACUUGGCAAGGAGACUUCUCACAAAUAAAAGUGUUUCUGAUGACUCUGAAAAAAACAUGAUAUCUAAGUUAAAGACUGAAUGUGGAUGCCAGUUCACGUCAAAACUGGAAGGAAUGUUUAGGGAUAUGAGCAUCUCAAACACAACGAUGGAUGAAUUCAGGCAACAUCUACAGGCAACUGGUGUAUCUUUAGGUGGUGUUGAUCUUACAGUCCGGGUGCUCACGACAGGAUAUUGGCCCACUCAGUCAGCCACGCCAAAGUGCAACAUCCCACCAGCACCAAGACAUGCUUUUGAGAUAUUCAGAAGGUUCUACUUAGCCAAACACAGUGGUCGACAGCUCACACUCCAGCAUCAUAUGGGUUCUGCAGAUCUCAAUGCCACAUUUUAUGGACCAGUUAAAAAGGAAGAUGGAUCUGAAGUUGGUGUUGGAGGUGCACAAGUAACUGGCUCUAAUACACGGAAGCACAUAUUGCAAGUUUCCACUUUCCAGAUGACGAUAUUAAUGCUCUUUAAUAAUAGAGAAAAAUACACGUUUGAGGAAAUUCAGCAAGAGACAGAUAUCCCUGAAAGAGAGCUUGUUAGAGCCCUACAGUCCCUCGCCUGUGGUAAACCAACACAGCGGGUUCUUACAAAAGAACCCAAAUCAAAGGAAAUAGAAAAUGGUCAUAUAUUUACAGUUAAUGAUCAAUUCACAUCCAAACUACACAGAGUCAAGAUUCAAACAGUUGCUGCCAAACAAGGUGAAUCUGACCCAGAGAGGAAAGAAACAAGGCAGAAAGUAGACGACGACAGAAAACAUGAGAUAGAAGCUGCUAUAGUGCGGAUAAUGAAAUCUAGAAAGAAGAUGCAGCACAAUGUUCUAGUAGCGGAGGUAACUCAGCAGUUGAAGGCGCGAUUCUUACCAAGUCCAGUUGUUAUUAAGAAACGUAUUGAAGGACUUAUUGAGAGAGAAUAUUUGGCACGAACACCUGAGGAUCGCAAAGUAUACACAUAUGUAGCAUAAAAUGCGUUCAGAAAUUUGAUUUAUUCUUGGACUCUACUCUUCGCAUGGACUGGGAAGUUCUUUUAAAUCAUUAAAUAUUAAGACGACCAUCUCUUCUAUUAAAUUACAGUACAUGUUCUAGACCAUUGAGAUCAAGCCUUUACUCCCUUUGAGAGUUUUCAACAUCAGUUGAUUGAGCUUCAGGCUUUACAACGUUUAUCCCUGUAGAGAUCAUCUUUACAGUUCCUCGGGAAAAUGUGAAUGUGCUGCGUUUUGUUUUCUUUACUGUAUGAAAACAGGAAAAUAAAAGAGAAAUUUAGAAAAUACAGCUUAUUACAAUAAAAUUGUUGGAUUUCAUUUC